UACAAACCUUCGGAGGAAGAACUGGCAAGCAUCAUGAAGAAAUCUCCAGACGAUAUGACAGCCAUGGAGAAAGAGAUAUGGAAAGAAGAAGUGCUCAGAAGUGUAGCUGAGACAAGGAAAUAAAUGUCAAGAAACAUUAGAAAAUUCUGAGAAAACAAGAGCAAAGCUAAGAGAGACAGAAAAGGCAAGCGAUGAGUUUGAGAAAAAAUGGCAAGAUUUUCAGGAUAAAUUUUCUGAAACUCUCAGCGCUUUAGCCACUAAUAUUGGAUCAAGUAUCGGAAAAUCAGUUGGAGGGGUAUUUAAGAAACCAGAAUAUGAACCAAAGAAGAUGUCUCCUGAAGAUGCCAGUGAACUGCUCAAAGACAAACGCAAUAUUGUCAUUCUUACUGGUGCUGGUCUCUCUGCUGCCAGCGGUAUCCCCACUUUCAGAGGCAAUGACGGACUCUGGACCAAGAAAUACAAAUACUGUGAGACCCCUGAAGAACUCGCCACUCUGAAGUUCUUCAAAGUACAUCCUGAAGUGAAGUGGCAGUGGACCCACGAUUUCUACGAUUUGUGCAAGAAUGCUGAGCCCAACGCUGGUCACAAAGCCAUUGUUCAGUUCCAAGAACACUGCAAGCUCAAUGGAAAGCAAUGCCACUUGGUCACUCAGAACAUUGACGACCUGCAUGCCAGGCUGAUUCAAGAGUCAAAGAUCUUAAAGCCUACAGUGACAAGCGAAGGAGAACCUGGGUUCGGAUUCACAGACUCUGUGUACGAAAUCCAUGGCAACCUGAGUUACUCGAGGUGUUUCCAAGAGUGCUCAAAAGCAUUAAAGCCAGUGCAGGUUCCUGACAAAGAGCUGAGUCUGGAAGACCAGAUACCAAAAUGUGAAGAAUGCAAGAGCAUAAUGAGGCCUCAUGUGUUGUGGUUUGAUGAAUGAUACACUCAAGAGCUUCAUCAAGCAGAAACUGUACAAAACAUCAUAACAGCCGAUGUCGAUGCAUUAAUUAUUGUGGGAACAGCAUUAGCUACAAAUAUGGCAAGUAGACUAGUCUCCAACUGCUUGCUGAAAAAUAUCCUGACAAUAGAUAUCAACAUUGACCCUGCUUGUGAUUAUGGUGCUGUAGUCGAAGUCGAAGGAAAAUCUGAAGAAACAUUACCAAAGCUAUUUUCUUCAUUCAAGCCUAAAAUUUUGAAGUGUGAAAGUAAUGGUAAGGAAGUAGAUAAAAACAUUUGUUCAAAAGCAUUAAAAAAGAACCCAAAAGUGUACCCAACAAAACUUAGAAAAAUAGCAAUAGCUGCCAAGGCAGGAAAAACUAAAUCAGGAAAGAAUAAGAAAGUAACAUCUAAAGCGUAA
This is a messenger RNA of Moneuplotes crassus, 1339 nucleotides long. NCBI's taxonomy places the organism in Eukaryota, Ciliophora, Spirotrichea, Euplotida, Euplotidae. The record is from the annotation of a GenBank genome assembly.